GGCAGGGAACAACAAACAAGAUAGGGUGAACGCCGUCGGGAUGGAUGCAGCUACCUUGACGUACGACACACUUCGGUUUGGAGAGUUUGAAGAUUUUCCUGACACCUCAGACCCUGUGUGGAUCUUGGGAAAAGAAUACAAUGCACUCACAGAGAAAGACGAGCUUUUAUCAGAUGUCGCGUCACGGUUGUGGUUCACAUACAGAAGAAACUUCCCACCGAUUGGAGGCACUGGACCGACAUCGGACACGGGAUGGGGAUGUAUGUUACGGUGCGGCCAGAUGAUCUUAGGAGAGGCCUUGGUGUGUAGACACCUAGGCAGAGAAUGGAGAUGGGCCAGAACCCAAAAACAAAGAGAAGAGUACACCAGUAUUCUCAACGCCUUCAUCGACAAAAAAGACAGCUAUUAUUCCAUCCAUCAAAUUGCCCAAAUGGGAGUCGGAGAGGGAAAGCCUAUAGGCCAGUGGUAUGGACCGAACACAGUUGCACAGGUUCUAAAGAAGCUGACUGUGUUUGAUACAUGGAGCAGAUUAGUUGUGCACGUGGCGAUGGAUAACACUGUGAUCAUCGAAGAGAUCAAGCGGCUUUGUAUGCCCUGGCUGGAGCUUGCAGAAGCAUGUGGUGGUCAGGAGGGAAUGGGGGAGCUCAACGGCUGCAUGGAGGGAGCUUGUGCUCUGGCUGAAGAGGAGACGGCUCUCUGGAAACCCCUGGUCCUGCUCAUCCCCCUCAGGCUGGGCCUGAGCGACAUAAACGAGGCCUACAUUGAAACCCUCAAACAAUGCUUUAUGCUGCCUCAGUCCCUGGGUGUCAUUGGGGGCAAACCCAACAGUGCCCAUUACUUCAUCGGUUAUGUCGGAGAAGAGCUCAUCUACUUAGACCCACACACCACUCAGCCGGCCGUGGAGCCGUGCGAAGACGGCCAGGUCCCUGACGAGAGCUACCAUUGCCAGCACCCGCCCUGUCGCAUGCACAUCUGUGAGCUGGACCCAUCCAUCGCAGCAGGUUUCUUCUGCAGAACAGAGGACGAGUUCGACGACUGGUGUAUGCGCAUCAGACGGAUGUCCUGCAAGAAAGGAGGUCUCCCCAUGUUUGAAUUAGUAGACAGUCAGCCCACCCACAUGGUCAGCGUUGAUACCCUAAACCUUACCCCUGAUUUCUCGGACUCGGACAGGUUGGAGCGAUUCUUUGACUCGGAAGAUGAGGAGUUUGAGAUCCUGUCGCUGUGAGGAAGAUGACAAACGAUGAUUUACUGUCCGGCAGUAAAUCCCAGGCGGAUGAUUGGGUCUCUUCUCUGUAUCAGAAGGGAAGCCCUGAGGGGAUGAACAUUUAUUGGAGACCUCUUGAGCCGGUCCAGCUCCAGCGAUGUAGUUGGUGUGUGUUACACAGCAUCCUUCUCAACCGCCUCUGAAUGCGCAUUGUAUCCAACAUCGUAGCAGGAGCUCAGGAGAAAUAAUGUAUGAAACAUCUUUACAUACAUCUGUUUCCACUAAGUCUUAACACUUUAAAUGUUUAUUCUGAAGUGAUACGGUGCCUUUCCCCGACUCUGUAAGUAAAAUUGCCAUGCCGGUUGUAUAAAAACACAAAGGUUCGUGAUGCCUUUUGGCUUACACAGUUUGUCACUUAAACCUGAAAUCUGUAAGAGCCUGCAAUGACACCAAAUCCAGACAAACCUAUACAAACAAGUAUUAUUAGUUGUUGAUGCAAGCUAAGACGGCCAAGUCUAGAAGAAAUACUCAAGUUUGGAAAUUUAUUGACAAACUUAAAAGAAAAAUGACAGACAAAUAGAUAUUUCGGAGGUAUUAAAACAGGAAAAUCAUAUUUAACAACUGGUCCUGUCUCAAUUUUGAAAAGUGUUAUAUUACAUAAGUUACUCAUAUUCAUAAAAAAAAACAUUAGGAAAGAGUUGGAAAAGCAAAGUAUGCGGUGUGCAAAAUAAUAAGCUUCACCAUGCCUGGCUCCGCCUCACUUCCACAGCUCCCCAAGCGGCGUGUUUUGAGCAGCACUGAUGGCGCUAAGGCUGUGGUUUCUGAUGUCAUUGUGAACAUUCUCGAUGUUCUGUGACGCAUCAAUGACCUAAAAUAUACAAAUUAUUAGGCGUUUGUUCUUAUUGCCUUAAAUGACAUAAAAACCUUCAACUUAGCAGUGGAAACCAUCCUCAUACCUGCCAGUUUACGUUAGGGUCCUUCAUCAGCUCCUCGAACUUCUGCUGAACCGCUUUUUGGAAAGCUGUCGUCUCGUAUCGCUCAGUUCCAAACUGACCUCUUGAAGCAGCUUCAGCCGGGCUCAACUGCAGAAACAUGACGAGGUCGGGUUUGGGCAGGCCCACGUCAGGUUCCAUGCACCAAUUUAGAUUGAACCCCUGGAGAGGAACAAAAUAAAUGAGGAGCAGAGAACUGUUUCUGCCGAAACGCUUAUGACGACACUAACAGAUGGAUGCAGAGCUUGACUAAACAAAAGCACUUACCGGUUUAGCGCUGGUGAAAGCAGCCCCAGAAAAGGCGUACCUGUCCACCACCAGGGUGAUGCCCUCCUCCAGCUUCUUCUUCAUUAAAGGCCUAAAGGUCAGAACACGUUGAUUAUUAAAUAUACACUGACCUGCAAAGGCCACUCUAAAUCUGCCAACAGCAGAAGAGAAAAGAAAGGAGGCAUUUGCUUAAAUAACUGUAUUUUUGUUUGGAAAUAUUAUACAAGUCCUAUGAAAAUACCAAAAUCAACAAUGUUGAGUUUAUUUUCCUAACUCAUGACCCAAACAUUAAAAACCUGGGAGUUUUGUGGAAGACUUAAAGCUGUCUACUAAAAAUGUUUAUUUCUCAGCCUCUGAAAAAACUAGAAACAUGAAAUAAAGAUAAUUUCAGAGAUUAAAUCUUCUGUUUUCAUUUUAAUUACUGACUUUGCCCUGUAACAGUCACAAGAGUUUGAUUCUUGAAAAUGUUAAUGCGACACCUGCAUGGCUUGGAAAGUAAAUGUGUACAUGCAUUAUUGUUAUAUUGGGUUUACAUGCGCCAUCGUGAUGGCUGAUAUUACUUGUUUUCUUUGAUUCUGAUAUUCAGGCUUUGG
Messenger RNA from Cololabis saira (Pacific saury), 3056 nucleotides. RefSeq names its product autophagy related 4B, cysteine peptidase (gene atg4b). NCBI's taxonomy places the organism in Eukaryota, Metazoa, Chordata, Actinopteri, Beloniformes, Belonidae. The transcript is spliced from 13 exons. Bases 41 to 1225 code for a protein of 394 amino acids. The record is from RefSeq and is a predicted model, not a curated record. Gene Ontology annotation, molecular function: protein-phosphatidylethanolamide deconjugating activity.